Dipodomys spectabilis (banner-tailed kangaroo rat) is the source of this 1675-nucleotide messenger RNA. It is a transcript of the gene Fuz, whose product is annotated as fuzzy planar cell polarity protein. The transcript has 11 exons. The coding region runs from base 180 to 1427 and encodes 415 amino acids. Lineage: Eukaryota; Metazoa; Chordata; Mammalia; Rodentia; Heteromyidae. The record is from RefSeq and is a predicted model, not a curated record. Gene Ontology annotation, biological process: non-motile cilium assembly; vesicle-mediated transport.
CGUUGAGAGACUUGAAUUAGAUGGAGAAGGCGGGAGUUGGGUUGUCUUCCAAUUAGUUUUCCACCUCGCCCUCUGGCGGCUCCGGAUGGCAGGCCCAUUUCGAGAGAUGGCCGGCUGGCUCCCAGAUCGGCCCUGAGCUCACCCCCGGGGGGCACAGAGCCUGUUCGCGGGCGCUCCAAAUGGAAGAGGAGGGGCCAGGGGCCACCGUGCAUCUGCUUUGCCUCGCAGCCUCCAGCGGGGUCCCCCUGUUCUGCAGGAGCAGUCGGGGCGGCACCCCCACCCGCCAGCAGCUCCCCUUCUCUGUAAUCGGCUCCCUCAAUGGAGUCCAUAUGUUUGGACAGAAUUUGGAGGUGCAACUGAAUUCCGCCAAGACUGAGGACACAACUGUGGUGUGGAGAAGCUUCCAUGACAGCAUCACUCUUAUCGUCCUGUCAUCUGAGGAGGACACCUCAGAGCUGAGGCUGGAGAGACUGCUCCAGAUGGUAUUUGGGGCCAUGGUUCUUUUUGUGGGACUUGAAGAACUGACCGAUAUCCGCAAUGUAGAAAGACUGAAGAAGGAAUUAAGGGCCAGUUAUCACCUCAUAGACAGUUUUCUGGGGGACUCUGAGCUCAUCGGGGACCUGACCCAGUGUGUGGACUGUGUAAUUCCUCCAGAGGGGUCCCCCCUGCAGGAAGCCCUCUCUGGGUUCGCCGAGGCCACAGGCACAGCCUUCGUCAGUUUGGUGGUGUCCGGCCGGGUGGUGGCAGCGACAGACAGCUGGUGGCGGCUGGGGACCCCGGAGUCUGUGCUGCUCCCCUGGCUGGUAGGGUCCCUGCCGCCCCAGGCUGCUCGCGACUACCCGGUGUACUUACCCCACGGGAGUCCCACGGUCCCGCACCGGCUCCUGACCCUCACGCUGCUGCCGGGCUUGGAACUGUGUCUCCUUUGCGGGCCACGCCCGUCCCUCAGCCAGCUGGACCAACAGCUGCUGGAGCGCUGGUGGCAGCCGCUGCUGGACCCUCUGCGGGCCUGCCUGCCCUUGGGCCCGCGGGCCCUCCCGGAUGGCUUCCCGCUGCACGCUGAUAUCCUGGGACUACUGCUCCUCCAUCUGGAACUGAAACGUUGUCUUUUCACCGUGGAGCCGUUGGGGGAUAAAGAGCCUUCUGCAGAACAGCGCCGGCGCCUCCUCCGGAACUUCUACACCAUGGUUACCACCACACAGUUCCCACCAGAAUCAGGGCCAGCAGAGAAGGCAGAAGAUGUAGUCCGCUCAGCCCAGCUGCCCAGGGCCUGCUACGUGGUGCUGGGGCCAGGCAGCGGGUGGCAGUUCGUGGCUCUUCAUCUGGGGAUGCGGCUGCUGCUGCUGCUGCUGUCCCCUCAGAGCCCCACCUAUGGGCUGCGCAGCCUGGCCACCAACACACUGCAUGCCCUCACCCCACUCCUUUGACACGAUUUGGGUGGGGCACUGACACACAGCUGGAGCUAGUAGCAUCUCUCUGUUUAUUCGCUCACAAUAAUACACGGCCCCUGGACGAGGAGGGGGUAGGAGGGGCUACAACAGGGUGGGGGAGAGGAGGUGGUACCCACUUCCCUGGCCCCUCUCCCCUCUGUGCUUGGGGGGGAAAAGGGGAGGGAGGGGGCUCCCCCUGACCCCCCCAGAAUGUAAACAGCAGCAGAUGAACAAAAAUAAAAAUA